Messenger RNA from Anopheles coluzzii, 949 nucleotides. RefSeq names its product chymotrypsin-2-like. The transcript is spliced from 2 exons. Gene Ontology annotation, molecular function: serine-type endopeptidase activity. Bases 75 to 863 code for a protein of 262 amino acids. NCBI's taxonomy places the organism in Eukaryota, Metazoa, Arthropoda, Insecta, Diptera, Culicidae. Gene Ontology annotation, biological process: proteolysis. The record is from RefSeq and is a predicted model, not a curated record.
CACAUGUCACUGAAGAACAAUUGCUAGUUCGAUCGUCGGUUUGUUAGUAUCGUGGGAACGUGUGCGUCCGCAAAAUGUAUCGCAAAGCAGCUGUUGCACUAAUCGCCUGCUUCCUGGCAGUGGCCGUCAGUGGUGAGUCGGCCACUUCGGAUCCGCUCUACCAGCAGUGGAAGGGUCGGAUCGUCGGUGGCACUUACGCACGUGAUGGAGACUUCCCGUAUCAGGCCUCGUUCCGCACGCUGGACGGUAUGCAUAUAUGUGGCGGUGCCGUGCUGAACCAGCAGUGGGUCAUUACGGCCGCUUCGUGCCUGUUUGGCCGUUCGACUGCGGACACGCGCGUCGUGGUGGGAGCCUACCGGCUGAGCCAGGGUGGCUUCAAUCUCGGCCUGCGACGCAUCGUCAUCCAUCCCAACUUUGCAUCGGCCACGCUGGCCAACGACGUUGCGGUGGCUCGUGUGGCACAGCAGAUGGUGCUGAGUGAUGCCGUGCAGGGUGUGCAGCUUGGCUCGUACAACAUUAACGUGGCCUACGGAGCCCUUGUGUCCGGCUGGGGUCGUACCGAGUUCUCCAACCCCCAGUUCCCGGACAACUUGCAGUACAUUGCGGUAAACGUGAUCUCGCAGCUGGAAUGCCGCGCACGGUUCGCUGCACCGUACGAUGCACGGAUCUACGAUUCGACCAUGUGCAGCAGCAGCCCGGUCGGCCAGGGCACGUGCCUCGGAGAUGCGGGCAGUCCACUGAUCCACGGUGCCGAACUGCACGGCAUCGUUUCGUGGGGCAUUCCGUGCGGUGAGGGCUAUCCGGACGUUUACGCACGCAUCUCGUCGCACCGUGGCUGGAUCCUUGCGCACACUCUCAUUUAAGGCGCAGGCGUAAUAUUAGAACUUAAGCAAGAAGGAGGAAAUGAGUGUACUUAAUGUAAUAUAAAAUAAAAAAUUAAACAUAAAUA